AUGCGGCGCUUCACGAAGGUCCCCUUUGCUGCGUUUGCAGCAACGGCGCCACUGCGCACUCUGUACAGUGCGCUUGUGGAGGACCACUACAACAACCCGCGCAACGUGGGCAAACUCGACAAGACCGAUCCUAACGUUGGCACUGGCCUCCGAGGCGCCCCCGAGUGUGGCGACAUGACGCAGAUGCAGAUGAAAGUGAACCCGGACACAAUGGUCAUUGAGGAUGUGAAAUUCAAGGCGUUCGGCUGCGGCAGCGCCAUCGCAGCGUCAUCGUACGCGUCGCAGGCGAUCCGGGGAAAAACGCUGGCGGAGGCACUGGAGCUCACCAACAGGAAGAUCGCACAGGAGCUCUCGCUUCCGCCUGUCAAGCUGCACUGUUCAAUGUUGGCGCAGGAGACGAUUCACGCGGCGGUGGAUAACUACCUGUCAAAGAACCCCUCCCUCAAGUCGAAGGUACAGAAGAGCAAAGCCCCAGCUGUGGAGACGAGUAGCCAUUAA
Molecule: messenger RNA, 498 nt
Organism: Trypanosoma grayi
Lineage: Eukaryota; Euglenozoa; Kinetoplastea; Trypanosomatida; Trypanosomatidae
Product: iron-sulfur cluster assembly protein
Exons: 1
Coding region: 1-498 (165 amino acids)
Biological process (GO): intracellular iron ion homeostasis; iron-sulfur cluster assembly
Cellular component (GO): mitochondrial matrix; cytoplasm
Molecular function (GO): ferrous iron binding; 2 iron, 2 sulfur cluster binding
Source: RefSeq, a predicted model, not a curated record